Aspergillus aculeatus ATCC 16872 is the source of this 720-nucleotide messenger RNA. RefSeq lists its product as uncharacterized. NCBI's taxonomy places the organism in Eukaryota, Fungi, Ascomycota, Eurotiomycetes, Eurotiales, Aspergillaceae. The coding region runs from base 1 to 720 and encodes 239 amino acids. The record is from RefSeq and is a predicted model, not a curated record. Gene Ontology annotation, molecular function: protein binding; protein kinase activity; ATP binding. Gene Ontology annotation, biological process: protein phosphorylation. The transcript has 3 exons.
AUGUCCGGCUCAACGUCUCGAGACUCCUCUCAAUACUUCUUUGCCGGCUCAAUCCCAACGUACAACAAAGUGACGAGAAAGUCCACCAAUCACUUAGGCAUCUACAGCGGCCUACCCGUCGACAUCUACACUGUCGUCUACGACCCGGAUGAACCCAGAGACGUGCUCCCGCUCGUCUACGCCAAGGAUCUCUCUUUGAACGUCACCAGGUGGAAUGGCUCCCGCAUGGGCCUUUCAGGAGGUAGCUUCCUGCUUACCGACGGCGAUAUACUCGAUUUCAGCCACGAGACUCAGCUCGUGUUCAACCAUCCCGGCCACAGCGCCCAGGAUACUGGCCCUGAUGUGGAACAAAUGGCGGCGAUGUCGCUUAUGAGCUGCGAGUUAAAGUUCACCAGCCGGAAGCUGGGGCCUGGGGGGUACGGCACAAUCUACAUGGUCUACCGACGAGACAACGGACGCCAACUUGCAUGCAAGGUACAAGGCAUCCGGCCGAUGAGGAAAGGAAUUACCAUGACAAUAAAAGAGGAAUUCGAGAGCAAACAGUGCCUUGCGCUAGAAGAUUGCGAUUCUGCCGUUCAACAAACGUUUCAAGAUGAGGUUAAGAAGAGACUGGAUCAGAAAUUGGAGGUCAUGCGGCAGGAGGCUUUGAUUUUGAAGGAUCUUUGCCAUCCCAGUAUUAUCAGCCUUCAAAAGUUCGCGUAUUCAAACAAUAACUUGUGA